Messenger RNA from Tripterygium wilfordii, 1227 nucleotides. RefSeq names its product putative nuclease HARBI1. The coding region runs from base 1 to 1227 and encodes 408 amino acids. NCBI's taxonomy places the organism in Eukaryota, Viridiplantae, Streptophyta, Magnoliopsida, Celastrales, Celastraceae. The record is from RefSeq and is a predicted model, not a curated record. The transcript has 2 exons.
AUGUUUAACUUUCUCCGAAGAAGACGCAAAAAUUGGCUCCUUGAGUCAACGGAAGAGGAUGAGGUGCAUGUUGAAGCUGAAAGUUCAAACUACAAGUCGAAGAAAAGAGGAGGUUCUACUCCUGGCCGUGUCUUUAUUGACCGCAACAGGAAAGAAGGCCACGAGAAGUUAGUGCGUGACUACUUCUCUGCCAACCCGACAUACAAUGAAAAAAUUUUCCGAAGGCGAUAUCGUAUGAGCCGUGAUUUGUUCAAUCGUAUUCAUGAAGGUGUUGUUUCUUAUGACAACUAUUUCAUUCAAUCUCGAGAUACUGUGAAUAAGGUUGGGUUAUCUUCAUUGCAGAAAGUUACUGCAGCUCUCAGAAUGAUGGCCUAUGGAGUAUCCGCUGAUAUGAUUGAUGAAAAUCUACAGAUAGCUGAAAGUACCGCAAAUGAGGCAAUGAAAAAGUUUGUUGAAGCAGUGAUUGUCGUUUUCGGGGAACGUUACCUGAGGCAACCUAAUUCUACUGAUAUUGCUAGGUUGCUUCAGCUACAUGAGGAUCGUGGAUUCCCUGGAAUGCUUGGUAGCUUAGAUUGUAUGCACUGGUCAUGGAAGAAUUGUCCAAGUGCAUGGAAAGGUCAUUACUCUGGCCAUCAUAAAGAAGCAACUUUAAUCUUGGAGACUGUAGCAUCUCGCGAUCUAUGGAUAUGGCAUUCAUUCUUUGGACUUCCAAGAUCGCUCAAUGACAUAAAAGUUCUUGAGCGUUCCCCUUUGUUCACAGACAUCAUCAAUGGUCGUGCUCCACCAGUGAACUUUGUUAUAAACAAUCAUCAUUAUGAUAUGGGUUAUUAUCUUGGAGAUGCUAAAAAUUUUGCCAAAGCUCAAGAGGGUGCCAGGAAAGAUGUUGAACGUGCAUUUGGUGUUCUCCAAGCACGUUUCCUUAUCAUUCGUCAAGGGUGUCGGUAUUUCAAAAUAGCGACGUUGAAGAAUAUCAUGAAAGCAUGUGUGAUAUUACAUAACAUGGUCGUGGAACAUGAGCGUGACAUGUUCAAGUCAAUUGAGAAUGGUAAGUAUUACCUGCUUGAAAAAGUAGAUAUCAGUGAGCUUGAUCGCAACGAUGCUGCAUAUCAUUAUGAUUUUGAUCAAUUCAUCAAAGGGCAUCAGAAGCUAAAAAAUAAGAGCAUUCAUCGUCGUCUUCAAGAGGAUCUAGUGGAACACUUGUGGGAACUACGUGGAAAUGUCGAGUAA